Molecule: messenger RNA, 1297 nt
Organism: Seriola aureovittata
Lineage: Eukaryota; Metazoa; Chordata; Actinopteri; Carangiformes; Carangidae
Product: nucleolar protein 58-like
Exons: 2
Coding region: 337-1260 (307 amino acids)
Source: RefSeq, a predicted model, not a curated record
UAAUGAAUUGAGUCUGGAAAAGCAGGAAACACAAUAUUUAUAAAGAAUUAAUAAUUUACAUUUAUUUGACUCAUUUGACCAUUAAAUUAAACAAUAACAGAAUUGUGUGAUGCAGCUGAUUCUACAGCUACAGAUUCCAGAAGCUGAAUCCACUUAUGAUGCGUCUCUCUAGAACUCUCGCAGCUACAGUUCACCUCAGUGUUACCUUGUCUCUCAGUCACACCAGUGUUGAGUUCCCGUCCGAUCUACAACAGUGAUCACAUCUGAUACCGUCGACUACCUACAAACAUCUGCAAACAUCUACUGCGAGACCAAAGAGAAAACAACUCUGAGAAAAUGGCAGAGGCUGUUCCACAGAGCUGUCCACGUCGCAGACCAGAGGCCAGAAGAAAACAAAGUGAGCUCUCUGUUCUGCGACAGGAGAACACCCGCCUGGAGAGGCAGGUGAACCGCCUGCUGAUUACUGACACAGUCAAAAUCAGCAACCUGGAGGAGCGUCUGCAGGCCAGGGAGCAGGAGGUCCUGGACGCUUUUACAAAGCACUGGGAGGAAACUGUGAUGAACCAGAUGGAGGUCGGCCGUCUUCAGCAGUGUCUCCAACUGCAGGAGGAGAAGAACCAGCAGGAGGUCAAGGAGGUCAAGGAGGAGCUCAACCAGAGCAAAAGUGACCUCCUGCAGCUCGUGAAGGAGAAGGAGGAACUUGCUGAGAGACUCACUCAGGUUGAAAACCAGCUGAGGAGCCAGGAGGAGCAAAAACUCCUGAUGGAGGAGGCUUGGAGGGAGAAGUUCAACGCUCUGAGAGCGGAGGUCGCCAGCAGAGAAGAGAGCUCAGAGAGGAGAAGAAAACAGGUGGAGGAGGAGAAAGACAAGGAGGAGCAGGAGGAGAAACAAAAGGAGGAAAAGGAGGAGAAAGACAAGGAGAAGCAGGAGGAGAAACAAAAGGAGGAAAAGGAGGAUAUCAAGAAGAAACAAAAGAAAGAGAAGGCAGAACUGAAGAAGCAAAAAGAGGAGGAGAAGCAAGCACAGAAAAACAAAGAGAAAGAGGAGAAGAAGGCUCAGAAAAAGAGAGAAAAAGAGGAGAAGGAAGAACAGAAGAAGAGGAAAGAGGAGGAGGAGAAGGCAAAGAAGGAGAGCAAAGGAAAGGAGAAGACGGAGAAGAAGAGAGGGAUGUGGAGCUGGAUGCACAGAAACAAGAAGUGUGACAGCGACAGUCAGGUGGAGGAGGCGGCUGGUUGCUCCACUCAGACCGGAGGUCACUAGCUCUCCAACCCACCCCCCACCCCCCACCCCCCUUCAA